Dicentrarchus labrax (European seabass) is the source of this 6552-nucleotide messenger RNA. It is a transcript of the gene znf408, whose product is annotated as zinc finger protein 408. The record is from RefSeq and is a predicted model, not a curated record. Gene Ontology annotation, biological process: negative regulation of transcription by RNA polymerase II. The transcript has 10 exons. The coding region runs from base 119 to 2686 and encodes 855 amino acids. Lineage: Eukaryota; Metazoa; Chordata; Actinopteri; Moronidae. Gene Ontology annotation, molecular function: DNA-binding transcription repressor activity, RNA polymerase II-specific.
UUUUUUUUUUUGUUUUUUCUCGCUGGAUAACGAAAGCUUUCCCAGAGUUUAUCGGAAUAAUUCACUCCAUACGCUAAAAAAUCAAUAACUCCAAAAACACCGCGCACACCCGAAGUUGAUGGCCUGUCUCGCUCCUCCCGUCCCGUCUGCUCUCACCUCAUUUCUGUCCACGUUGCUCCCCCGCGGCUUCGCUGUGGGGCCUUCGCAGCUCUGCGAGGGCAGGCUGGGGCUGUGGUGGGUCGGCCGCUCGCUGGAGGCUGGAUCCCUGCUGGGGAGGGAGGGGGACACGGAGUGGGCCUCCAAGUAUCCCGCUGACCCGAUGACUCACAGCCGAGAUGACGAGCUCACGAUGAACGAUGAGUCCAGAACGGGUCAGACCACCAGCACGGAGGCAGAAAAGGCACUGAUGGAGAUUGCAGCAAAUAAAGAAGCUUUACUACAAAGUGCCGUCUGGAUCAAAGAGAAAAACUUGGGGAAAAAAAUGUCAUUUACUGCCACCAGUGAUGAGCCAAUGGGGACAGAAAUUGAAUUUGUGGCAGUUCCCCAAACAAAGUUUGCCUGCCAGGUGCGUUGCAGAUCCCAGAGGAACGUGGCGGCGCUGUGUGCCUGUGGAGAGGUAUGCGUGGGCGCGUGUGUGGAUGUGCGUCUGCGUGUGUGUCGGGACAUCCAGCCGGGAACGGAGCUGCUGCUCUACGGAGACGCUCUAGGGAAAAGUCGGAAAACGGACGCACAGGACGACUCCCCUGGACACACAGAUGAAAAGGUGGAACACAAAACAGACCCAGAGACGGUAUUCACCAACACAUCGAUCAUUCAGGAGAAGGAAGAGGAGGACAAUCAGGAGCGAACACAGGAGGAAGAGGAGCAGGUACGGCACAGAAAACCACGCAGAUGCAUCAAGAGGAGUCACCCAACGGCACACACGAGGAAGAGGAGGGCUGAGAAAACCCUGGACUGUCACACUCACACAGACAGAACAGAUGACACAUCCAGUAAUAAUAUCACAACAGCAGGCGGACACACGGACAGCACAGGUCGUGUCCCAGCUGCUGCGGACAGACAGACAGACUCUCAACCUCCUCCGGUCCGCUGCAGCUCCCGCCUGGCUGCUAAACCGCGACGCGUUCACUGUCUGACCAGCAGGGUGAGGCAACCCUCCGCCUGCCCUGAAACCCCUCAACAGACGGAGGGACGGAGCGGCCCCGAGGACGCCGAGUCUGUCACAGAGCAGGUGGUUUCCACGCAGACGCUGCCGCCGGACGCCGAGGCUGCUGCAGCGGCGUGUGCGGUCGGGGCGGUUCUUACGUGGCAGCCAGAGAUCAGAGAGAGGCGGUACAGGUGUUCCAGCUGUGGCAAAAAGUUCUUCCAGAUCGGACACUUAAAGAAACACCAGUUCAGUCACACGGAGGAGAAACCGUUCAGCUGCCACGAGUGUGGGAAGAACUACACCUCUGCAGAAAGCUUCAGAGCACAUCAAAUGAGUCACCGCGGGGAGCGUCCGUUCUCCUGUCCUCACUGUGAGAAGACCUACGGCCUGAAGCGCGACUUGAAGGAGCACAUGGUCCUGCACACCGGAGAAAAACCCUACGUCUGCGAGCACUGUGGCAAGGCAUUCGCACGCCGCCCCUCCCUACGAAUCCACCGCCUCCUUCACUGCAGCAGAAUGAUUUACACACAGCCUCCGAAGGUGCAGUGUACACUCUGCCCCAAGCAGCUGGCUAACUCCGGCUCUCUGAGGAACCACAUGAAGCUUCACACAGGGGAAAAACCUCACGUCUGUCAGCAUUGUGGAAAGUGCUUCAGUCAGAAAGGGAACCUCGAAUGCCAUCUGAGAACUCACAACGGAGAGAAGCCGUAUCCUUGCACCGAGUGUGACCAGAGUUUCUCCCAGAAACCGGAACUCCGUCGGCACAUGUUUUCCCACACCGGGGGAGGCUUCCUCUGUAGCUACUGUGGAAAAUCACUGAGGGACCCGCACAGCCUGAAGUCUCACGAGAGGCUGCACACUGGAGACAGGCCUCACCGCUGCCCGGUCUGUGGAAAAGGCUACACCUUGGCCACCAAGCUGAGGAGACACAUAAAGUCCUCUCACGUGGUGGAGAAGCCGUACAGCUGCCACUGCGGUGCCUCCUACACUGUGAGACAAAGCCUGCUGAGGCACCAAGCUCAGCACAGGACUGAGGGAGGAACUCAGGAGGAGGGGAAGGAAGGGGAGUCGGAGGGAGGAGAGGACACCAACAACGGCAAGAAAGAGGUCGUGCAAGAGUCAAGCUCCAACCACCCAAAGCCAAUCCGAGGCAGGCCCAAGAAGAACUCGCUCCAUCAUGGGCAAGGAGAGGAGGAGGCGGGUCAAGUGAGGCGGAAAAGGCGACCAGGAAAAGGGGAGGAAAGAGAGGCGAGGCAGGCGGGGACGGACGUUGAAGAGACUGAGACUUCGAGAGCAGGGAAGGGAGGAGAUGAUUGUGACAUCCAACAGACCGUCGUCUACGCCCCUCUGCUCCUGGCCUCGGACAGCUCGCUGCCUGCAGGGACGGGGCAAGAGCUGGUGGAGGUGGUGAUCUCAGAGGGCGCAGAGCAGUGCAUUGUGGUCCACGGGGAGCAGACAGUAGGAGAGCUGCUGAUCUUACAGGAGGAGGGGGGCGGACUCUGCUCCGUGGCUCAGACAGUCGAGAUUAACACAGUGUAGCCUAAAAUCCUGGAUCCUCAAAGUGUCUCCUUCAGGACCGAUGUCCGAGUCCACAGGAGACACCUUCAGUUCAAUAUGUUCAGUACAUUUCAAUAAACUUUAUGGUGUGUUUUUGUUGAACCCACCUUCCCUCAGCCUACCUCGUCACCAUUUCCUUCACUUUAUUACUUUUUGCAUUCCCCCAGAUUGCCUUUGAACAACCUCUACAGAACAGAUGUGAACUCAUUAGAUGAAAUUAGCUGCUGGAGGGGAGAGCAAAUACAAAUAACAACUGUGAUGUUUCCCAGUCCACAACUAGAGAAAUCAAAAGUUCAGCCUGUUAUUUAGAUGCCAAUAUGUUGUCUGUGUAGAAAGUGGUCCCGGAGCCUCUGCAGGGAUGGAUUUAGUUUUGUUUAGAUUGUUGAACAUCAGUUUGAUUCUGAAACCUAAAGCUGACAUUUACUGUUGAUGCUUCAGAUAAAACAAACACUUAAAGAGUCCAUUGUAGUUGCACUGGACAUAUCUCAACUUUUCAUUAUUCAGUUAAACUUAAUAAAAACUGAAAAAUAAACCCAGAAAUGCAACGUAUUAUUGGUGUGUGUUUAUACAUGUUUAAAUUUUUUAGGGUGGACUUUUCCUUUAAUGUGAUUCAGAGGCGUUUCCAGACUUUUUUAACUGAAUUAUGUGUCUCAGCUUUUCCAGUCAUUCUCCAACACUGUUUAUGGAUCCCAGCAUGCAGAAAUAUUCAAAUACACUAGGAGAAAAUAUGCAGAAACUGCAGUGUUUGCCCAAAACUGCAUGAGAUUAGCAUAAAAUGGGAAUGUUUGGGCACUCAUGGGUACCCAUUUUCAUCCAGAUAUCAGAUAGGUCAAGGGCUCCCUUUUGAAAAUGCCAGUUUUUCCAUCAGCAAAAUUUAGCCUGACUUUGGAGUGUUAUUUAGCCUCCCUUCCUGAAAAUGCCAGCAUGAGAUGGUUGGUACUGAUGGAUAAAUUCACUUAUUCAUUCACACAGCUAUAAAAAGGAGCCUGCUACAGCCUCGGAAAGAGGUAUGGAUAAUCGGGUGGCCAAUCAGACCCUGAUGUAAUUCUGUGUUAUAGCAAACGUUGGUACUGAAGUAUUUACGGCUCCUGCACUCUGUCAGUACUUACAGUAACUUAUUCAAUAUCUGAUGAAGGCUGGCCGACUGAACAGCGUGCAGGAGCGGAUUCUUUUGAACCAUCUGCAAAGUACUGAGUAUUAAAAGUAUUCAAAACCACAUAUUAAUACUUAAUGCUGCAUUCAUUGAUUAUUGCAACAGGCUGUAAACACAACACUGACAUAUAAAUGACCUUCUAAAGUUUAAAAAGCUGCCAAUACCCCAGCUCACAGCAGCACUUCUCUUCUGGUGGCCAGCUGGUGCAGAGCCAACCACAGUUAACAAAAAACACACACAUACCAGGAUGGACACAGUUUUAUUACAUUAAAAACAAAACAAGAAGGGCCGAACUACACGUUUAGCAUGUCGUUUAAUAUAAAUAAUGUUGGAUGGUAGAAUUAUAUUGGCUGUUGUUUUGGGAUGUGAACCUGGUUAUGAUAUAGUGUGAUAUACAGAGCAACAUUAACAUUCAUUUGGAGUUAAGUCUUUUUAGUCUUGGAUUAAAGGAUUUUGUUCUAGAUAAACCCUAAAGAAAAUAGAACUUUUUAGCCACUUGUGGCCUUUUACACAUUCAGGAGACAGUGUCAUUCAUUUGAAGUCGUGUUUCUGGCCACCACGUUACUGUAAGUCCAAUAUUCACUCUUAUUUUAGCUCCAUUUGGUCUCCACCAACUCCUGAAAACAAUAUCUGGCUCUUAAGCUGCUAAAUGCUCCAUUACAACCACCAGCUAGUCUCUAAUGUCGUCUGCUGUUUGGUGCUGAGCAGGUAGUCAACAGUCUGUUUAUCAGAGCUUUUGCAGUGAGCGAGACACUGGUGAGCCCCCACUGUUAAUAUAAAAAUAUCAGUUAGUGCAGCUUUAAGCAGGUUAUCUCAUCAGUUUCCAGGAACCUGGUUCUGAAUGACCUGUAUUUUAAAGUUGAUCCCUCUAUUGGUUCUGACGAAACCGGAGAGCGAGAUAAGGAUAAAGCGCAACAAAACCUGCUGAUAAGAGAGACAAGCCGUUUAUCAAACACCUGCUGAACAAUGAGAACGUACAUUUACAGAAAUGUGAUCCUGGUCCAGUCUUCAUCCACAGAAUCGCUUCACAUUUAUAUGAAUUGUGUUCUGAUUUUUUACUUUUUCAUCAAAAGGAAGAGACAAGCAGUAUUGAUACGAGUUGUAUUGAUAAAAUCCUAAUGAUAUCCAUCCCUGCACGCCUCAUUCAAUUUCACUUUUGUAAAAUUAGCUUAUUGAAAGGUUAGGCAGCACUGACAAUGUAAUUGCAAAGUCUAUGGUUUGAGUCGGGCCAGGGGACCUUUGUUACAUGUCAUCACACAUCUCUCUCCCCUGAUUGCCUGCCGUCUCUCUGUUCUCUAAUAAAAGCAGGAAAAAUAGCCCCAUGAAUUAAACAAGUUAGGCUGUUUUUUACACCAGUAUAGGUUUCUUUUUUUACUCAAGCAAAGCAUUGUGGGUUAAUUGUAGAAAGAAAAGUUCAACAUCAGAGAGUUUCUCUGCUGUUUUUCUCUGAUUAUGUUAUUUAGACAGAGAUAAUGGCAAGGAUUAGUCACAAUGUAGAAAAUGGAAAGCGUCAGCCUCCGGAGAGCCACAGGACGAUGGAAAUAAGCAAAGUCCCUCCAUACAACCCAAUUUCAAAAGCUGCUAGACGUCUGACGCACACAGAGAAGAAGUAAUGCACGGACUGAAAAGAAAAGAAAUCAUGUUAUUUUGCUCAAUAAAGGAUAAAAUCCUCCCAUAGAUUCAGUCGAGUGCGUACUUGAGCAGCAACUAUAAAGAUGUUUGUGGUUUCCUUUCAAAAGUCAAAAUGCAGAUUAAUUAAAAAGUCUGGCAAGCUGAAUUGAAAACUUUAGAAGUCACCUUGUGAAUGCAACUUUAACCACAACUACAAAUAAAUUCUAAAUAUGGCUUUUAGGAAGCCCGUCCUCACCAGUAAAACAGCCGUUUACGACCCGUAUUUACGCGAUUGUUAAGUGGCGACCUCUAGUGGACGCAGUGAUUAUGACUGGAGCAGUAUAAAGAGGGAGAAUGCCCGAGUAUGGAGGAGGUUGGACUUUCACCCAGGAAGGAAACUGUGGUCCAAAAGUCAAUGUUGACUUAUUUAAAGUUUCAGUGUGUAACUUUUGAUCGGUACUGACCUCUGCAGACAGGGAACCCCCCACAAGAGCUGCAGGUUUGGAGAUGCUCUGACCCAGUUGUCCAUCACAAUGUGGCCCUUGUCAAAGUUGCUCAGAUCCUCACGCUGCCCAUUUUUCCUGCUUCUAACACGUCAACUCUGAUAUAUCCCCCCCACUGACAGGAGCCCUGAUAACCAGAUAAUCAGUGUUAUUCACUGCCAGUGCUCACUGUGUUAGUGCUGAUGGGUGUAUGUCGGAAAUGUAUUCAGAAGUUAUUGUUUUGUUGUUUGUGUUUUUGUUUUGUUAUGCAGCCAUAAUGCUAUUUGGGGGACCUUGCCAUGGAAAAGUUUGGGAACCUCUGGCUUAGACUACCAAUAGCUGUUCUGGCGUGAUGAAGCAGCCUCGACGGACCAAACUCUGUUAUAAAUCUAAUGUUGUUUACACCUUCUGUGUUCCAGCUGCUCUCCACUUCUGUCGUUCACUGCCAACACCGGUAAUGUUGCUGGGAGGUUCUCACCCACAAUGUACCACCUCCUCUGUAAAACAACUCUCUGGAUCCUUUGUAGCAUUUCUUAAGACCUGAAAAAGUUUGUAAAGAGAAAAUAAAAAAGAUAUCCUACAUACAGAUGAUUUAUUACUGA